This is a messenger RNA of Lolium rigidum, 1221 nucleotides long. Its product is annotated as protein REVEILLE 6-like. The transcript is spliced from 9 exons. Bases 73 to 936 code for a protein of 287 amino acids. Lineage: Eukaryota; Viridiplantae; Streptophyta; Magnoliopsida; Poales; Poaceae. The record is from RefSeq and is a predicted model, not a curated record. Gene Ontology annotation, molecular function: DNA binding.
GCCACGCACGCAGCAGGGCUCUCCAUUACUCCACAGCUCGAGCGGGAGAGAUCGUUGGUUGCGCUGGCGGCGAUGAUGGCGGCGGCGCUGGACGGCGGAGGGGGCGAGGAGGAGGCGCGGGUGAGGAAGCCCUACACCAUCACGAAGCUGCGCGAGAGCUGGACCGACCCGGAGCACGACAGGUUCCUCGAGGCGCUGCACAUGUUCGAUCGUGAUUGGAGAAAGAUUGAAGCAUUUGUUGGCUCCAAGACAGUCAUACAGAUUAGGAGCCAUGCGCAGAAGUACUUUUUGAAGGUUCAGAAGAAUGGGACAGGGGAACAUCUGCCCCCACCUAGGCCAAAGAGGAAGGCGGCACAUCCGUACCCGCAUAAAGCCUCGAAAAAGGCCGCUCAAGCUAUCUUGCCACAAGAAGCUUCGGGUGUUAUCGAGCACGGAUGUGUUCUGCCUAUGGACGCAUCAGCUGUUGCUACAAACCCACGUGCAAACGACGCAUUUCCUUCCUGCGACAAUGUUAUUACCCAAUGUCUUAGCCCAACGCUUCCAGAAGAUCUUGCCGCUGCUAAUAAUUGCUCUAGUAGCAUAGAGAGCCAAUCUGGAAUUUGGCCAACUUCCGACGCUAUUGGGCAAGAAAUUGUACUUCCAGCACUGCGUGCCAUGCCAGACUUUGCUCGAGUAUACAACUUUCUUGGAAGCGUAUUUGAUCCUGAAACAAGUGGACAUUUGCAGAAAUUGCAAGAGAUGGAUCCUAUUGAUGCUGAAACAGUACUAGUACUGAUGAAGAAUCUAUCGAUGAACCUGUCCAGCCCAAACUUUGAGGCACAUAGGGGGUUGCUCUCGUCGCAUGAUGUCGGCGUGGGCCAAGUCAAGCAUGAAAGCGUAGGAGAUCUGGGUUCAACUCACACUCUUCAGCUUCCACUGAUGGUAACGACAAAAUGAGGAAAAUAUUGGAACUGAAGCGGGGGGCUCUAGACUCAGGUGCACCACGAGAUGCUUGAGUGCGGACCGUUAGGCACACGUCGUAGUGUCUUAUAUGAUUGUACAUAGUUUUUGUGUAGUGAUCUCAACACUAACUUUGGGAUUUGAUUUGCUCUAACUAUGUAUUUGAUCAGUCUGGCAUGUCAUUAUUGUAGUAGCAGACUGUGGUACCUUGUAAGGAAUAUUAGUUGAUACCCAGCCAGUUGCUAUACCACUCAUGUUUUCUAAAGAUUUGGGAGAGCUAUA